UAAAUUUGCAAAGUGGAGGAGAGCUCAAAACCACAAAUGGAAAUUCAUCGGGAAGAAGGGACGUUGCAAGGGGUGGUGCCUAGCCGUACCUAGCCCAGACCAGCCGUUGGUACAGAAUUUAUCGCGUUUCAGAGCCGUACCGUCGUAAACCAAACAUCCCCGAGCUGGUGUACAAGUUUCUCAGUCUGGGCUGUAGAGAGGGCAAGGAAAGAGCGUCGAAUGUCGCAUACACCAAGUGCAGUUUCUGCAAGCGACAGAAACGUCGUAGCGAAGUUCUGGAUUCCCUGAAUUCCCCAACGACCGGCAGUAAUAUGGCCAACAAACGACGGGACUCGAAGAAGAAUUCCAAGAUCCACCAUGUCAGGCGUCGCAGAAGCGCCAGGGAACCGACUAUGUCGGCCUGCAUGCAUAGUCGCAGCAGGGGAGAAGGUCUAAGGAAGAUGAGGAGGUACAUCCAGAAAGCGUUGGACUUCGGCGUGGAGUCUGGUUAUUUGAUCCCAAAGGACGCAGCAUACAGAGUUCUGCGAGUCUCGUCCGAUCUCAUGAACGAUGGCAAUUACAUGAGCAAAGUGAAACACUCUGCAAGAGGAGUCUCCCAGGAUAGGGACAAAACUCCACGUCAAACGCCGAUUAGAUUCGAGGAGUACGAAGUGCAGGACGCCAGGAGACGAAGAAGUGGACGUAGAAGACGAAGAUCGAGGAGUGGAUCCAGGAGGCGACGGAGAUCCAGGAGACGUGGGAGGAGGCGCAGGAGGUCCGACACCGACGAAAUAAUCGAGAACGACGACAAUUACGAGUUCGACAAUCAGGAUGAAAACAGGCGCAACACUGAAAACGCAGUUAGAAAGGAUGAAACUGAACGUAAAGCUUCGAACGACGAGAAAACGACUGACAAAAGUGGAGAAGGUGGCUCGGAUUUAUCUGUCGACGAGGAAGAAUCCGACGAGGACGAGGGAAAGAAGGGUAACGACGAGACGCAAUCAUAGUAUCGCCAUUUCCAUGAUCCUACAAGAUAAUUACUGACGCGUACCAAUUACUUACUUGAAGAAAAAUUUUAA
This is a messenger RNA of Hylaeus volcanicus, 1058 nucleotides long. Its product is annotated as U1 small nuclear ribonucleoprotein 70 kDa-like. The coding region runs from base 312 to 986 and encodes 224 amino acids. NCBI's taxonomy places the organism in Eukaryota, Metazoa, Arthropoda, Insecta, Hymenoptera, Colletidae. The transcript is spliced from 3 exons. The record is from RefSeq and is a predicted model, not a curated record.